UUAUUCUUAGCAACAUGGGAUGCAAAAUCAGUACUCAAAAUAGUAUAGAAAAGCAACGCAAUGAGGAAAUAGAAAAUCAAUUGAAAAGAGAUAAAAUUAUUAUGCGUAAUGAAAUUAAAAUGCUUCUUCUUGGAGCCGGUGAAUCAGGAAAAUCAACAAUUUUAAAGCAAAUGAAACUUAUUCAUGAAGGAGGUUAUAGUGUUGAAGAGAAAGAAUCAUUUAAGGAAAUCAUUUAUUCUAAUACGAUUCAAUCUAUGCGUGUUAUUCUUGAAGCAAUGGAAGUAAUGGAUAUCCCACUUGAUGACCCAAAAAAUAUACAAUAUGUACAAGUCAUUCUUAGUCAGCCAAAUCAGAUUGAAGGGGAAAUACUUCCCCAAGAGAUUGGUGAAGCAGUUAUUUGUUUAUGGAAAGAUGCUGGUGUACAACAAUGUUUUCGGAGAUCUCGUGAAUAUCAAUUAAAUGACUCAGCAAAAUAUUAUUUUGAUUCAAUUGAUAGAAUCUCACGUCCAGAUUAUUUACCAACAGAUCAAGAUGUAUUACGCUCUCGUGUUAAAACAACUGGCAUUACAGAAACCACAUUUAUUAUUGGAGAUGUAAUUUAUCGUAUGUUUGAUGUUGGAGGGCAACGCUCUGAGAGAAAAAAAUGGAUUCAUUGUUUUGAAAAUGUGACAACAAUUAUUUUUCUUGUCGCUAUUUCAGAAUAUGAUCAAUUACUUCUUGAAGAUGAAACAGUAAAUCGCAUGCAUGAAGCACUUACUCUUUUUGAUUCUAUAUGUAAUUCUCGCUGGUUUAUAAAGACAAGUAUUAUAUUGUUUUUAAAUAAAAUAGAUAUUUUUCGAGAAAAACUUUCUGUUUCUCCAAUGAAAAAUUAUUUUUCUGACUAUACAGGGGGGGAUGAUUAUAAUGCAGCAUGUGAUUAUAUUUUAAACAGAUUUGUUUCAUUAAACCAAUCCAAUACUAAACAAAUUUAUACUCAUUUUACAUGUGCGACUGAUAGCAGUCAGAUAAAAUUUGUAAUGUCCGCUGUUAAUGAUAUCAUUAUACAGACAAAUUUGAGGGGUUGUGGUAUUCUAUAAAAUAUC
Molecule: messenger RNA, 1082 nt
Organism: Pneumocystis murina B123
Lineage: Eukaryota; Fungi; Ascomycota; Pneumocystomycetes; Pneumocystales; Pneumocystaceae
Product: guanine nucleotide-binding protein subunit alpha
Exons: 5
Coding region: 15-1076 (353 amino acids)
Biological process (GO): G protein-coupled receptor signaling pathway
Cellular component (GO): heterotrimeric G-protein complex
Molecular function (GO): GTPase activity; G-protein beta/gamma-subunit complex binding; G protein-coupled receptor binding
Source: RefSeq, a predicted model, not a curated record